CCAACGUAGAAAAUAAAGCGCUACCACGCAUCCAAGGAACUUUCGGAGAUUUAUUUCCGGGUCGAAUGUAACACGUUCUACCACCGGUAAAUUUGGGAAGAAAGUCCUGGUGUUUUACAGAAAAUUCCAGACUUUACAGCUGUUAGUGGCAGCAUGUCACUUAUCAGCGAGGAAACUGUUCGCGGUAGCAAACCGGUUUUCCGGGAACUUAGCGCUGAAGAUGAAGAACAGCAGCAACCAACGUCUAUUGAAUCCCUUUGCAUGAACUGCUAUAAAAACGGAGUGACACGUUUAUUGCUGACAAAGAUACCAUUUUUUAAAGAAAUCAUUGUGAGCUCCUUCACUUGUGAGGACUGCAAUUGGACCAAUACCGACAUCCAAUCAGCUGGAAGGAUUUGUGAUCAAGGAGUCUGCUACACCCUUAAAAUUAGCUCAAAAGAGGAUCUGAAUAGAGAAGUGGUCAAGGCUGAUAGUGCAACAACUAGAAUCCCAGAAGUGGACUUUGAAAUACCAGCAUUCACACAGAAAGGAGCUCUUUCUACCGUUGAGGGAUUGAUUGACAGGGCUAUAGCUGGCUUGAAGCAGGACCAGCCCAUUCGGAAGGUAACAGACCCAGAUGUUGCAGAACAAAUUGAGAAUUUCGUUAAGAAAUUAGAGAAACUGAAAGAUGUGAGCACUCCAUUCACUCUUAUUAUUGAUGAUCCAUCAGGGAACAGCUUCAUUGAGAGCCCUUGUGCUCCACACACAGAUGAGGCUCUUACAGUUACACAGUACCAACGGACUGUACAGCAGGAUAAAGACUUGGGGCUUGUGAGAUCCCUCACUUUAAGGAAGUCGUCAUCAUGGCUACAAAUUGCGAUGCAUGUGGACACAGGACUAAUGAGGUAAAAUCUGGUGGUGCCACAGAACCUCUUGGCACUAGGAUCACUCUCAGAAUUACAGAUCCUUCAGAUAUGACAAGAGAUCUUCUAAAGUCAGAAACCUGCCGUGUGAUCAUUCCUGAGCUAGAGUUUGAGUUAGGAAUGGCAGUACUUGGAGGGAAGUUCACCACGUUGGAGGGGUUACUUAACGAUAUUAAGGAACUGAUAGUUGAGAAAAAUCCUUUCACUGCUGGAGACAGCACCACACCAGAAAGAAGCAAAAAGUUGCAAGAAUUUGGCAAACAAAUACAAGAGGUAAUUGCUGGUAGGCUGUUAGUUCACUUUGUACUGGAUGAUCCUGCAGGCAACAGCUAUCUUCAGAAUGUGUAUGCACCUGAUCAAGACCCAGAAAUGAAGAUUGAGAGGUACGAACGAACAUUUGAACAGAAUGAGGAACUUGGAAUAAAUGAUAUGCAAACUGAAAACUAUUAGAAUGAACAGAAAAGGCUCUUUGCAUUUAAGGAGUGCUGUGCUGCAGCUCCCAUAAUGAAUUCCACUUUUCCUUUCUCAUUUCUCCCACCUAGUUUUCAUACUUGAACCUAGUGAUCUGCAGCAAUUUCAGACAACUGUAACUUGACUACAGUGAGAGACUAGUCUGACAGCAUCAAAAUCAAAGCCAGUUUAAAUUACCAUGAGCAUUUGUUUUCUGUUACUUUGUAGAACAAAGUCAGAAUGAAUAACUGAGCAUAACCAAAGUGUCUGUGAUAAUGUAUAUAAACACCUUUGUUUUUAAUGCAGUCUUACCUACAAAUGGCAAAAGGCUUGGCCUUUUUUUUUUGUGUGUGACAAGAUCUCACACCUUUCAUUGUUUUGGAUGGAGUAUUACUCCCAGGCCGUUUCUUUUAUCAGAAAAUGCUGUUGGUAUGCAGGAGUACCUUUUCAGUGUUAAGCGUGGAAAGUGGAUUCUAUAAUGUCGAGGAUGAAUUGAAUGACUAUAGCACUUAACACAAGUUGCAAGAAUUUCAGUUAAACACUUAAAUCUAAUUCCUUGUCAUGGUGUUGGUGGUCAAAAUGCCAAAUGUUUAACAGUUAUAAUUGUAUUAUGUUUUACAAUAAAGAUAUAUUUUAUUUA
Messenger RNA from Protopterus annectens (West African lungfish), 1992 nucleotides. It is a transcript of the gene ZPR1, whose product is annotated as ZPR1 zinc finger. Gene Ontology annotation, cellular component: cytoplasm; nucleus. The record is from RefSeq and is a predicted model, not a curated record. Gene Ontology annotation, molecular function: zinc ion binding. NCBI's taxonomy places the organism in Eukaryota, Metazoa, Chordata, Ceratodontiformes, Protopteridae.